CCAAUACUCACAAUUUGUACACAAAUUUUUGUUAAUCCAAUGGGUACCUGGUUGGAGCGCUUUGUGUGCCCCAACAAGCCUGUUUGCAGUACUGGGAGAAGAGCUACAUUUUACUUUCCUGGUGGGGGCACCUAUGCUGGCUACUGGAAAUUUAAUCAACACCAAGGCUGGGGUGUGAAGAAGACGGCAAAGCGAGAUGCCAAGUACUUCUUUGAUAAGAAGCAGCCCGAUGGUCAACUCGUCUAUGAGGGUCAUUGGGUGAUGAACAAACGGCAAGGGAUUGGGUCGAUGCUACGCAAGCGUGGCGCAGAUUUACAGCUGAUAUAUGCGGGGCGAUGGUACGAUGAUAUGAAGUGCGGCGAGGGCAAACAGUUCUAUUCCGAUGGCUGUGUAUACUUCGGAAACUGGCUUAGGAAUCGACGACAUGGUCUUGGCAUUCAAUGGUAUGGAGAUGGUGGCAUUUAUGUGGGCGAGUGGGAGACUGAUUUCCGACACGGCUUGGGUGUCAUGUUCUAUGCUAAUGGCAACCGUUACGAAGGACACUUUGCGCGUGGAUAUAAAAAUGGCGAGGGUGUGUUCUAUCAUAUGCACACUGGUCAAAUUCAAAAGGGAAUGUGGGAGAAUGAUAAUGCAAAGACAUCCCUGAUGCAGGAUGAAACCCUCAUUCGACGCCACGACACAGUCAGUGCAUAUCCGAUUGAACGGAAUUAUCUAAAAUAUCCCAAUGAAAUAAUACGCGAGCUCUUCCAGAGGUACAAACCUCUCGGCGAUAAGCCACACCGUCGAUUCAAUGACACGGUCACUCUGGAAUUCAUUCACCACCGCAGACAGUUUGCUUGCCUCGAAGAAAGUGUCGUUUCGCCAACUAAUGUGGAUCUCUACCCGAGUUCUGGGUUUGUUUGCACUUGCAACUGCGCUCAAAUAGCUAGAAACGAUACAAAAACAAGUCAGAUCUAACUAAUAAUCAAAAGA
This is a messenger RNA of Drosophila subobscura, 972 nucleotides long. RefSeq names its product MORN repeat-containing protein 3. Lineage: Eukaryota; Metazoa; Arthropoda; Insecta; Diptera; Drosophilidae. The record is from RefSeq and is a predicted model, not a curated record. The coding region runs from base 40 to 957 and encodes 305 amino acids. The transcript is spliced from 2 exons.